CCACAACGGAUGCCGUCGACUCACCUCGACUGCAUUUCCACCCACCACUGCCACCAACACCGCCAGGCUCCUGACCCCCUCCAUCGCUCCGCCGCACUCCGCCUGCGCGACACCGUGUCGCCCAACAUUCCCCACUCCACCGCCGCCGACGACCUCAAUGGACUGCGCGUGCCUUGCAACGUUCACGCCAUUCGAGAAGUACACUUAACCUCGACCGCCCCAGUGACGGACCCGCCGUCGCUAGAUCCGCACAGCUGUUAUGCGCUGCGUACCGACCAUAGAAGCAUGGACCUCCUGCUCGCCAACGAGAGCGCCGCUGAGCAACAUGUGCUCCAACUGCUGAGCACUUUUCGGGAGCAGAAAUUCGAUAACAUCUUCGAAGCUUUCCAAAACUUCCGCACACACGUCGCCGGCGUAGUGCCUCUCGAUUUCGACCAUGCUGAGGAGCACGAGAAUCGCUUGUGGCAUGCGCACACCCAAGGUCGCCGCCAUUUCCAUCGAGCCCUCUCCGACUUCCGCAAAUGCACUCCGCCUCAGCCCCACGGCCUCCGCUCCGUGACUAAGGCGUACCUGACAUGGCUGAAGCAGAGUGAGAGAUUCUACAGGUCGUACAUUACGAUGCUCAAUAAUGCGGCCGGAGGCAUUCCCGAACUCGAGGCGAUUGCACACAGCGACAAUGGGGAACGAGCCAGCGAAAGCGCGCCUGUCUCCGUUACGCCGUCGCACCUCGAGAAGAUUCUCAACUCAUGCCAUCGGGCACUCAUAUGGCUGGGUGACUUGUCCCGUUACCGUGCCACGGAAAAAUUGGACAAGAAUCCCGAUUUCGGUCCCGCCAUAGGCUACUAUGGAUUGGCUGCCACGCUGAAGCCGAGCUCUGGGCUGGGCCAUCAUCAACAAGCCGUCGUUGCCCUCGCGCAGAACCAUCACUUGCGGGCCAUUUAUCACUUGUAUCGCUCUCUCACCGUACAGGAUGCCCAUCCUUUGGCACCUCAAAAUCUGCGCCUGGAGUUCGAGAAGACCAAUGCUGCCUGGGACAAAGGCGAGCUCAUUCAGAAGCGCUCGCCGAAUGAUCCGGACGCCACCAAGCUUUCACUGGUGGGCUGGUUUGUCCGUUUCCACAGCAUGUGCUUUCGUGGCCAGCCGUUCCGCGGGCACGAAGAGCUUGAACGAGAGGUCCUUGCUCAGCUCUCCAACGUCGUCAAGCAGCGGCCACUGGACGGCACUUUGACCCGUAUGAUACUGGUCAACAUAGCUUCCCAACAUGUCGCAGGCGAAUCGUUCCAAGAACAUCAAUCGCUGGAGAGCCAGCAGUCUUUUUACUUCUAUUUCCGCUUGAACGUGAAAACUUUCACUGUCCUUCUGCGCGCGUUUUACGACGAUCUUCGCGGCUUGCUGCUUGGUUUGGACGAUUUCGAUGUGGAGCUAUCAUGCAAACUCACGCAGGUCGGCCGUAGACUUCUCCCAUGCUUGCGUCUCUACAACAACUGGCUCUGGGGCAUGGUUGCAAUGAUUCAAGGUCUGUCGACGGACGACUUCAUUGCUGAAUCAGUCACGCAAUUCUGGCCAGCCUACACGAGAGCGCUUGAUCUAGUUGCUCAAGCAUUCCCGAUCUGGGACUUGGAGGAUGUAGAGGAGAUUGACUACAUGCUGGAGGAAGACGUCGAAACCUUUGGCUUCACCGCAUUCGCCAACAAUGACCAGAUCCAGAAGACCUGGUUCAUCAAGUCGACAGGCUCGGUGAGACAGCGCUUUUCAGAUCGUGGUGUUGUUCGGUCAUCGCCUGAUGACGAGAUGCUUCAUCGCGUCAAGGACUUCCUCUCGACUGGUCUCAAUCUUGCGUCUGGCGCUGAUGAUGCGCCAGUCAGCAUCCAGGGAACAAGGAUCUUCUGCGGCGACGUUAGCAAGAUCGAGGCUUUGACAAUUCCAGAGAAGGUCUUUGAGCCUAUCGCACCACCGCCGAAAGUCGCGCCGCCAAAGCCAGUCAGCUAUGCUGCUGCAGCUGCAAAUGGGCACGCCCAAAAAGAUCGACGACCUGUCCCAGUGAGGCAACCAAGUCUGGCUAAGACUCAGGCUCGUGAUGCCCAGCUCAGCAAAAUGGUCGACAACCUGCUCGAUGAAGAGGAUGACAACAAUCCAGUGACUCCACCACAACCUGCCGCUAUUCACCCUGCGAUCGUCAGCAAUGGCGAGCUGCCUCAGUUGCUUCAAGACAGUGUCACUGACGUUCCCGUAUCUCGAUCGCCGAAACACGGCACUCCUAUCGGCAGACCAUCUACCCACGAAUACAGCGCACGCCCGAAUGUAACGUUCACCCCUUCAGCUCCAUGGCGAUCCGCUGCCAAUGGCUCGACUACGGCGUGGGGCGGUGCUCGCGAACGUCUUCACUCAGUCUCCAAACUCUGGGACAGCACUGCCUCGCCAUCCUUUGCAGCAGGUCUGCCGACUGGUACACUCGGCUCGCCCGCCAAUGCAAAUGCGCGUGGGCAUUCUCGCGUUAACUCUGCGAGUAGUGCUCGCAGCAGAAAUUCGCUGAAUGUGGUCGAGUCCUGGGGAUCUACGAACACUGUGGAAUCUUGGGCACCACGCACUAUGCCCGACUCUUCAAGUGUUGAUCAAAACGGGAUGGCCAGUCCAUUGCUCUUCGGCGCCGUGAACAGUCCUUGGAGCACAGGUCUGCAACCUGGUUUCAGGCAUGCAAGCCCUCCCUAUGGCUCAGGCGGCUGAGGGACUACGUGGUGGGAGCACAUUGCUUCUACAGGUUUUUGACUCACACUACCGUCCUCGAUGCCAUCACAUCAUGUCGCUGUCGCUGAAAAGCUCGUAUACCAGCAAAGACGCAUCCGAUCGUGCGCAGAGAGGCCCACUUCCCUGCGGCAUCCCGAAUUCGCCGCUCUGGCGUUUGCGGUCGACCACGAGUUUAAGACUCACAAAGACAGCUGCCUCAGCAUGUGGAAGCCAUACGGUGAGGAGAGGUAAGAAGGCUUCGGAUGCCCUCGAAGUGGGGCUAUUGAAGAUUGGUUUCGCUGCGUUCACACAUGGCCACGGAUCAUGCCAGGACUUGGACAUGUCCCGGCUUACUUUCGUUUUACAACACUCAUUUUUGCAGACACUUUUGGCAAACAGAUUGAAAUGAAAUGGCG
This is a messenger RNA of Cercospora beticola, 3140 nucleotides long. RefSeq names its product EST1 family protein. The record is from RefSeq and is a predicted model, not a curated record. Lineage: Eukaryota; Fungi; Ascomycota; Dothideomycetes; Mycosphaerellales; Mycosphaerellaceae. Gene Ontology annotation, molecular function: protein binding.